This is a messenger RNA of Myotis lucifugus (little brown bat), 920 nucleotides long. It is a transcript of the gene MRAP2, whose product is annotated as melanocortin 2 receptor accessory protein 2. Bases 143 to 736 code for a protein of 197 amino acids. Gene Ontology annotation, biological process: regulation of adenylate cyclase-activating G protein-coupled receptor signaling pathway; protein localization to plasma membrane. The record is from RefSeq and is a predicted model, not a curated record. Gene Ontology annotation, molecular function: corticotropin hormone receptor binding; type 1 melanocortin receptor binding; type 5 melanocortin receptor binding. Gene Ontology annotation, cellular component: endoplasmic reticulum; plasma membrane. NCBI's taxonomy places the organism in Eukaryota, Metazoa, Chordata, Mammalia, Chiroptera, Vespertilionidae. The transcript is spliced from 4 exons.
UCCCAGCCCCAGGCCGCCGACAGUCCGGGCUUCCGGAGGAGGAGGAGAAGGAGGAGGAGGAGGAGUAAGCGUCCAGGCAGAGCUCACGCACCUCCGAGCAGUUGCGCCGGCGGCCCGGGCGCACCCUGCACCGUCCGUGGAGAUGUCUGCCCAGAGGUCAAUUUCUAACAGAACAUCUCAGCAGUCUGCAUCUAACUCUGACCACUCCUUGGAAUAUGAGUAUUAUGAGAUGGGACCAGUUUCCUUUGAAGGACUGAAGGCUCAUAAAUAUUCCAUUGUGAUUGGAUUUUGGGUUGGUCUCGCAGUCUUCGUGAUUUUCAUGUUUUUUGUGCUGACUUUGCUGGCCAAGACAGGAGCCCCACACCAAGACAACGCAGAGCCUUCGGAGAAGAGAUUCAGAAUGAACGGCUUUGUGUCAGACUUCGGAAGACCGCUGGAGCCAGAUAAGGGCAACGAGGAGUCCCGGUCUCUCUUUCACUGCUACAUCAAUGAGGUGGAGCGCCUGGAGAAAGCCAAAGCUGGCCAGCAGACCACAGCCCUCGAUAGUUACGUGCAGCUGCAGGAAGUCACCAGAAGCAGCGGGCGGCCAGAGGAGGAGCUGAAUAGGCUCAUGAAAUUUGACAUCCCCAACUUUGUGAACACGGACCAGAACUCCUCCUUUGGGGACGAUGGUCUUCUGAUUUCAGAACCACCUGCUGUUCUGGAAAAUAAGCCAGUUUUCCAGACCUCACACUGACCUGGAUUGAGAAACAUGCUCUGUAAUUUUCUUCCUGAAGAUGUUGGGGUGUGUUUGUAUAGCCAGAAAUCUUCAUUUACCAAAGUGGUGUGUGUCUGAGAGAGAGAGAGAGAGAGAGAGAGAGUGAGAGAGAGAGAGAGAGAGAGAGAGAGAAGAGAGCCCCCUCAGAAGGGAGCUGAUUAAG